CUUCAAACGUAGGCGUGACACGCAAUUCAGGGUCAGGUUAACUUGCUGGACGACUCGAUUGCCGCUAUUGUGCGUGUACAAACGAAGAUUCGAGCUUGAUCUGAUGCUUCUAGCUAGUGCUAUGCUAUUGCAACUACUUCAAGUUGGUACGAGUGCUGAGACUCAGGAAAUGAUGUUGAUACUAGUGGGGGCGCCCGCUGCCGCAUUCCGGGCAACGACAUCGAAUUGCCAUCCGUCGUACUUUCCUCCGGGGCACAACCUAAAGUUGAAUCUGGUCGUGGAGACGGUUGACUUGUCGAGCUGCUGGACUACUGAACUACUGUUGCGGCUCAAGUGUCCGAAUAUCAGGGGUGGCUGGUACUUUCUUUGUACUUCGCUGACUCGGCAGGCUUAUUUUGUCCAUUUCAAAUACCAGAAGGAUGGCGUGAAUGAUGACUGACCAACGACUGAUACCCUGGCCCUGUGAUCUCGAGGCCCCAAAGCCACCUGCACGGUAAUGCUUGUGCCUGGUCCCAAUGUCUGACCCGCGCCCAAAUCGUCCUCGAUCGAUUUGCGAGCUUACACAUUUACUGACUCUUGUAUUGAAAGUAGCCAAUGUAUGGUAAUUGCUGUGUGAGCCACGAUGAUCGACC
This is a messenger RNA of Macroventuria anomochaeta, 632 nucleotides long. RefSeq lists its product as uncharacterized. The annotation marks the transcript as partial. The record is from RefSeq and is a predicted model, not a curated record. Lineage: Eukaryota; Fungi; Ascomycota; Dothideomycetes; Pleosporales; Didymellaceae. The transcript has a single exon.